Messenger RNA from Saprolegnia parasitica CBS 223.65, 1311 nucleotides. RefSeq lists its product as hypothetical. The coding region runs from base 1 to 1311 and encodes 436 amino acids. Gene Ontology annotation, molecular function: glucosidase activity. The transcript has 4 exons. NCBI's taxonomy places the organism in Eukaryota, Oomycota, Saprolegniomycetes, Saprolegniales, Saprolegniaceae. Gene Ontology annotation, biological process: (1->6)-beta-D-glucan biosynthetic process. Gene Ontology annotation, cellular component: plasma membrane; endoplasmic reticulum membrane. The record is from RefSeq and is a predicted model, not a curated record.
AUGGUCCGCGGCCCGUCGACGCUCCUGGCGAUGAUGCUCCCGGCGGUCGUCGUCCUCGGCGCCGACCAGAACGACCCGACGCUGCCGGCCAAGUCGGGCGUCGGCAUCUGGAUCGACGUCGACACGCCCGCCGACAAGUACCAGAUCACGAGCUCGCGCGGCGAGACGUGGGACCUCGUCAUGAGCGACGAGUUUGAGAUUGAGGACCGCAACUUUACGGCUGGCGAAGACCAUCUCUGGACAGCGCUCGACAUUCCCGACGGCGUGAACCGCGCCGUCGGCAUCUACACGCCCGAGAACGCGAUUACGCAGAACGGCUCGUUCCACAUCCGCGUCGACUCGCGCGAGAUUGACGUGAGCUUCUACAACGUCUGGUCCGACGUUCCGUCCUGGACGACGAAGAAGAUGUGGUAUGCCUCGGCGAUGAUGCAGACCUGGAACAAGUUUUGCAUCCAAGGCGGCUUUGUCGAGAUCUCGGCCAAGAUGCCCGGUGCUACCAACAAGGAGUCGCUCAACUCGCACGUGACCGGCAAGCGCUGGGACGGCACCAAGGACAUUCCCGUGAAACCCAUGGACCGGAUUCCCGAAAUCCGGUUUUACCCAACCUGGCCGGGCCUUUGGAUGAUGGGCAAUUUGGGCCGGGCGCUGUUUGCAGCAUCGACCAACCGUGUCUGGCCUUGGACGUACAACGAGUGCGACGAGCGGUACCGGACGUCCCAGCGCAUCUCUGCGUGCGAUGCGAACCCUGGCUACGGUUUGAACCCGUACCAAGGUCGAGGGUCGCCCGAAAUCGACAUUCUCGAAGGCGGUGGCAGUGAUAUCUCGUCGUCGAUCCAGAUCGCGCCGGGCAUGCCGGACGAGUACCGUCUGAAGUUCCCGGAUAUGCAGUACGAACGAACCAACUACACCGAUCCCCAAGGUCGCAAGGGCCAGGGCCAUCUCUUUUGCUACUACGAAAAGACGUGUACGACACCUGGGGCCAACAUGGCCGACGUUCCGACGUCGGCGUUCGCGUCGCGCGGCCACAAGUCGUGGUACCAAGGCCUUCGAUAUGCUGCAAACGAACGGUGCACACCGGUGCAAGCAUUAAAGCAGCAGUACGAGCCCGUCGCCAAGGCACAGAACGGCCCCAUCAUCGACAACCAGUGGGACGUCAAGACCAUUAGCUCGGGCCGUGACCUCCAUGCAGAUCUGGGCCUCAUCGAUGGCAAGGGUCCACUUCAUUGGGGCAUCAACUACAACGGGACGUCUGCGCGAUCGUUCCGGAUUCGCCAGACGUUGAACCAGACGCAGGCAGCGGCGCCGCUGUGA